Molecule: messenger RNA, 795 nt
Organism: Spirometra erinaceieuropaei
Lineage: Eukaryota; Metazoa; Platyhelminthes; Cestoda; Diphyllobothriidea; Diphyllobothriidae
Source: the annotation of a GenBank genome assembly
AUGAUUCUACAAUGCCUGGGUGGUGGUGGUGGUGGUGGUGGUGGUGGUGGUGGUGGCGGCGGCGGUGGUCAUUCGAGUCUUGGCAGCGUCUACCUGUUGGUGGAUACAAAGUUGUCGGACCAAGGAGAACGGGGAGGGAAGCACGGCGUCUUGGGAAAAAUGGGAGAGACGCCCUCGCUGAUGACGCUGUUGCUGGUGACGGUGCUGACAUGGUGAGUCGAAAGGUGUCUGACGAGGCCAACCCGAGCCUUUAACUGAUGUUGGCGAUGAGGACUUGUCAACAAGUGUGGUUCCUGCCCCACGGCAUUCCACUCUUUCGUGCCCGUCGUUUCGCCUUGACCUCCUCUGACCAGUUAAUUCGUAAUCGCUACAGACGACUGUUCGUUGCGCCUGUCGGUCUUGUGCAAAUGUAUCCCAGAUCUUUCGGUUGAUUUUACGGAGCCUAGAGAGGAAAAUGCGUCCCGCCCAGGCGUCCCACAUAUUUUAUAGGAAAUUGAUACAAAUUCCCGAUAUAUACAGAUGGUAGAUCAACUUGUGGGAGAUGUUCGUCCCUUUGUGCCUUGGGGCCAAAUUUAGAGCCCUCUCGAGCAGUCGCAUAGUGACUAGUAUGUGAAGAUAAUUGAAACUGGGUCGGGAAGCGCCACUUCAUCAUAAUUGACAUUCCUGAUCACAACCGACAGGACACCGAGCCAUUGGCUCAUUGGUAGGGUGUUAGGCCCAACGACCGAAGAUCCCGAGUUCGAAUCUGAGGCGGUUCUCAUCCGGGGUCGGGUAGGGCCGGGUGGUGAAGUCUAA